Molecule: messenger RNA, 1042 nt
Organism: Bradysia coprophila
Lineage: Eukaryota; Metazoa; Arthropoda; Insecta; Diptera; Sciaridae
Product: serine/threonine-protein phosphatase CPPED1-like
Molecular function (GO): hydrolase activity
Source: RefSeq, a predicted model, not a curated record
AAACAGCUGAUCUGUGAGUUUGAAUUCUUUUGUGACAUUUUUUUUAUUAUUGAGAGUUACUAGUGGAACUGUCGUCUCAAGCAAAGAUAUCGUAACAUGGACAACAUUCCGAUAAAUCUGCUAAAUCCGGAAAACAUAACCGACGAAGAAAAGUCGUGGUCUGGGGCGUUUACAUUCGUACAAUCGGCUGACACACAGUUGGGUCUACUCGAUGAGAUUUUAAACGUAGAUGAGCCCAAUUGGGACAAGGAAAAAGCGCUGUGCCGAGAAUCAAUCAAACGAAUUAAUGAAAUGAAACCGAAACCGAGAUUUUACGUCAUUUGCGGUGAUAUGCUGAAUGCUUUUCCAUACGAAGAUUUCAGGAACACUCGGGACAAACAGUACGCCGACUUUGUGGACAUAUUCAAAAGCGUCGAUCCCGACAUAAAACUGAUUUGCGUUUGCGGCAAUCAUGAUAUCGGAGACACACCUACGCCAGAAACAGCACGAAUGUACAGAGCCCAGUUCGGUCAGGACUAUUUCAAAUUUUGUUACGGCGGAGUUCUGUUUGUCGUUUUGAAUUCGCAAUAUUUUAAGUGUCCCGAUGCCAUACCGGACGAGACGAGUAGGCAAUCCCAAUUCAUCGAUCAAUUGGCGAAUUUUAUGGAUCCAAAACCGAAGCAUAUUGUCGUCUUCCAACACAUCCCGUUUUUCCUACAACACCCCGAUGAAGAGGAUAAUUAUUCCAACAUUCAAAAGGAAAUGAGACUACCGAUGCUGGAAAAGUUCUAUAAUUUAGGUAUUCGAUAUGUCUUCUGUGGACAUCAUCAUGGAAAUUGUGGUGGCUUCUACAAAGACAUGGAACAGGUCGUUACCACGGCUGUUGGUGCACCGUUGCGAAAAGAUCCGAGUGGUCAUCGGGUAGUCAAUGUAUUAGAAGAUCGAAUUUCACAUGAAUUCGUUCCGUUUUUUACGAAUUUAGACGAACAAGAGAACAACAAUUUUAUGCCAUUGUGAUCAAGUGUCUUUGCUGCAAAUAAAAUUUCCCUAGAGUCAACAGUCA